Messenger RNA from Megalops cyprinoides (Indo-Pacific tarpon), 3544 nucleotides. Its product is annotated as ras-related protein Rab-9A. Bases 213 to 818 code for a protein of 201 amino acids. The record is from RefSeq and is a predicted model, not a curated record. Gene Ontology annotation, biological process: retrograde transport, endosome to Golgi; Rab protein signal transduction. NCBI's taxonomy places the organism in Eukaryota, Metazoa, Chordata, Actinopteri, Elopiformes, Megalopidae. Gene Ontology annotation, molecular function: GTP binding; GTPase activity. The transcript has 3 exons. Gene Ontology annotation, cellular component: late endosome; phagocytic vesicle; lysosome.
CCUAACAACAGCAGGUCACUGAUGAACUGCAACGAGACGCAGGAACUAACCGUAGACAAGGAAAAGACGAUACAAAUUAGAGACUUAAAAUAAAACUGAAAAUUUAGAAUUGUAUUUCAGUGAAAGGCAAAGGUCGUGAAUGAUGAGCUACACAGAACAAUAAAGGUUGCGUCGCGUUCAGGAAGAGCCCCCCCCCUCCCCCUCGGACAGCCAUGGCAGCGAAGUCGUCCCUGCUGAAAGUCAUCCUGCUGGGGGACGGCGGCGUGGGCAAGAGCUCCCUCAUGAACCGCUACGUCACCAACAAGUUCGACACGCACCUCUUCCACACCAUCGGCGUGGAGUUCCUCAACAAGGACCUGGAGGUGGACGGCCACCUGGUCACCAUGCAGAUCUGGGACACGGCGGGCCAGGAGCGCUUCCGCAGCCUGCGCACGCCCUUCUACCGGGGCUCGGACUGCUGCCUGCUCACCUUCAGCGUGGACGACAGCCAGAGCUUCCUCAACCUGGGCAACUGGAAGAAGGAGUUCAUCUACUACGCCGACGUCAAGGAGCCCGAGAGCUUCCCCUUCGUGGUGCUGGGCAACAAGCUGGAUGUGACGGAGCGGCAGGUGUCGGCCGAGGACGCGCUGCAGUGGUGCCGGGAGAACGGGGACUACCCGUACUACGAGACGAGCGCCAAGGACGCCACCAACGUGGCGGCGGCCUUCGAGGAGGCGGUGCGCCGCGUCCUGGCCAUGGACGAGAGGGCGGAGCACCUCAUCCCCACGGACACCGUCAACCUUCACAGGAAGCCCCGCUCCAGCGCCACCUGCUGUUGAUCGCGCGUAACCGCGGGCGCUCGCACCCGGGAAACGGGACUGAAGGUUGGGGCGUUCCGGCUCGAGCGGCCUCGCGUGUGGCCAGAUGGCUGCCAUUACACGCCCCGCGUCCUUCACUGGUCGGUAGAGCUUGGUGACAUUCCUGCGUGCUGGUUAAAAGCUUGCUCAUCCGUGGGUGUGUGGCAGUACAGGAGGUUCUCGUGAUGGGUAGGUCGUAACAAGUAUAACACUGAGUGAUGUUUUGAGGUCUACUAUAUGUGUUUCAUAAUGUAUGGAAUAUUGGCUAGGUUAUUUAUGCUAAAAUGAAGAUAAUACAUCAUUUGGUUGUGUAAUUAGGGUUUGUUGCUAAACUCAUUUUGAUGAGGCAAUAGGAGGAUAUCAAACUGCUAAUUUGUAUUCGCAAACCAUUUUUUUCCAUUAUUUAUGUCACAAGCUCUGACCAGUCAGGAAGUAGCAAACCUUUUUGAAGAGGGGUCUUACCUUGUGGGUGAAUGACCUCUUCAGUGAUAAAGGUAUUUCAUUAGGUAAUUAAGUAAUGUUUAACUAAAGUAAUGUCUUCAAAUAUCCAACACUAGAACGUGAUUGAAAUGGCAAAUGAUUAUAAUUGUAAUAAGGACAUGUCGGAAAUGAUAUCUUUCAAUUAAAUUGCUAGCAGUGUACAUGAGAUUUAAAGGGGAUUGGAUAGAUGGUGCCAAACUUACAACAUUGAUUUUCAUCAUUUAUAAUAUACUAAUACUAUCAAUUGUAUUGACUGACAGAGUAGUUUAUGCUGCCUUUGCGUUUUUGUCUCUCACACCUCAGGCAUGACGGCACACUUUCACUAAAGCACUCUUUUAUUGUGCGAAAGAAAAUCGGACGGAAAGUUACAUUUAGGAAGAAUAAUUUUAUGGGCAAACUUAGUUGUCUGAUUCUGGACUCCCAUCCGUUCUUUGGCAAUAGUAAAUGGUCAGCGUUAAGCGACUGUACAGAUCUUGGGUGCGUCUCACUGAACUGUGAGAGUGCCUGUGUUGAAGUACAAACAAAGAGAUUGGUUGGACACAUGCACAAUGUAGCCUAUUAUUUUGAACUUUGAUAUUCUAUCUUUUGGAAAAUACUAAUGUGAAGACUACAGCAAGAUGUGAUAACAAACAUGUUAGCAAUAAAGUGUGGCUGUUACACAGCAUAACCACUUCUGCUGUUAUAGUGACAUAGUAUCGUGAGUGGGGGGGGUGCUCUACCUUAAAGCUAAAUAUGGAAGAUAAUAUAUCUUAAUUUUUUCUGGAUGGGAUUUCUUUUUCUGCGAUGUGAAGAAUUUCUGCAUUGAGCACUGAGUGUGUGGCUACAAAAACUAUGAAUGGGUGUGAAUGAAUUCCACAAUCUAUGACUCUAGGGUUAAAAUAUCAAAAUGUAAAUUGCCAUAGUCAGAGUGUCCUCAUGUUAUUUGCCUUAAAGUGAAAAGGUUCUUGCAUAGUAUACUAAUAAUAUAAUAUUAUUUUGGUGGUGGGGGUGAAUUUGAUGCAGGUUUAUUUACAUUAUGUUCACUCUCCAGCCUGCUCUCCAUUAUAUCUUGUAAAUGAUAAUAUUUGUUACUUAGUUAAAAUGAGAAAUUAAUUUUGAGAGCAAAAGAUGCUUUGAUGGAGUUACUGAAAAUCAGUGAACAUCAAUGGUUUCAUCAAAACAAUACAAUGAAGAUGAAAUCUAUCCGUGGAGCAAGAUACAUGGAGAGAUCACCACUCAUGAUUAAGAGUAUUUACCGUCAUCAUAACUUUAAAUUAAUUUGCUAUUCAUCUGUUUCUUUUGAAAAUCUAAGUGAAUUUUGGUGUAAAUAUGCUUGAUUUUAAGCAAGCAAUAAAGUCCACCACUGUCCUGUUGUGUUUUCUUGGAAUGGGCAUUAAUGGGAAUCGAUCUCAUGUUUGUUAGGGGUGUGACUGUCUCACAAUGCCUGCAGUCACAGAUUACCUUCAUAUGUGGAAAGGAAUAGUGGACCUCUUUUGUCCACUAUUGUCUCAUAUCAGCUGAAGCAGUCACUGUGUCGGCAGGGCCAUAGACACUUCAGCUGGCAUUCAGUAAUGAAGGGCGUGCUUUCACCAAUCUCCAAAUGAUAUCUUCAUGGCUGCCAGUCCUGUGCCAUCUACAAACAAGUGCUCUUUUUUCUGUCCCUAAUGUUCCUCCUCCUAGGUAUGUGUCUCUCUACUUUGGAAGUCCAAAUGUUCAUGGAAUCUCCAGAAUUUCUGUCUGGAAGCUGGGUCAUGUGUAUUCCCCAUUGAUUCUGUAUCAAAUGUAUUGUUGUGCAAGUAGUCAGAUGGCCAUGCAAAAACAGCUUGACAUAUGACUGCAGUACUGGGUGAAGGAAACCAUAUAUCUUGAGUGAGUCAGAUUCUGGUAAGAGUACCUUCUGAGCAUAAUCCCUAACAUAUUAACAUAAAGAUCAUGCAGUUUAUAAGAAGAUGAAUUUCUUAGUGAAGUCUGGCAUUACAGGACAGAAUGAAUCUCUUAAAGGAAAAAAGCACGAUGGAGUGCCCAUUGCUAAAUCCCUCUGCAAGGGUGUGAUUGCAGAAUCCCAGUUUGUGUGCGUCUCUGUCAGUUAAAUGAUGUUCUUGUGAUUAGAAUGAAAGUGUCUUAAUGAUAACUUGUCAACAUUUAAAUGUAAAUGAUGACCAAAAGAAGAUACAAGCCUUACCGCAACCAUGAUCUGUCUCAUUUACAUUUUAGGAGGUAGAUGAAAAUAAAAUGACACUUAAAAUGAA